GAAGUAAACUUCUCUCGUUGCUUCCUUGCUCUCGUUGUAAAGCCAUGGCUGCUUCCUACGUCAUCCUCCUCCUCGCUGCUCUCCUUGCUUUGGUUUCUUCCCCUUCCAUGGCCCGCGAUCCCGGUGCUCUCCAGGACUUGUGUGUUGCGGAUAACACAUCCAAUGUGUUCGUCAACGGAUUUGUCUGCAAGGAUCCAAAGCUCGUCAAAGCCGAGGACUUCUUCUUCUCCGGUCUCGACCAGCCUCGCAACACCACCAACAAAGUCGGCUCCAACGUCACGCUCCUAAACGCGAACCGAAUUCCCGGCCUCAACACCCUCGGCAUCUCCAUGGCCCGGGUGGACUACGCGCCGUUUGGCCUUAACCCUCCUCACAUCCAUCCCCGGGCGACGGAGAUUCAGACGGUGUUGGAAGGCUCGCUCUACGUCGGCUUCGUCACCUCCAACCCCGACAACAGGCUCGUCACCAAAGUGCUUCGCAAGGGUGAUGUGUUUGUGUUCCCCCAAGGCCUCAUCCACUUCCAGUUCAACUACGGCACCAACAAGGCCGUCGCACUCUCCGGUCUCAGCAGCCAAAACCCGGGGGUGAUCACCAUUGCCAAUUCCGUCUUCGGCUCCAAACCGGCCAUCUCGGAUGAUAUCCUCGCUAAGGCCCUCGGGGUGGACAAGAAGAUCGUAGACCGGAUUCAGGCUCAUUUCUAGGAUCUCAAACGAGCUAGGGAACCGCUGCUGCAUGCUGCUCCUUGUCAUCAUCAUCAUUCUCUCUAUUCAUUCGUUUGAUUUGAUCGUCGUAUGUAUUUUGUCCCUUGUGAACGUUCUUGAUGUUUCUAGAUUGAAUAAUGUUAAUGCUAUCGUUAAUUAUCUCAA
Molecule: messenger RNA, 866 nt
Organism: Musa acuminata AAA Group (dessert banana)
Lineage: Eukaryota; Viridiplantae; Streptophyta; Magnoliopsida; Zingiberales; Musaceae
Product: putative germin-like protein 2-1
Exons: 2
Coding region: 45-701 (218 amino acids)
Cellular component (GO): cell wall
Molecular function (GO): manganese ion binding
Source: RefSeq, a predicted model, not a curated record